Messenger RNA from Orbicella faveolata, 3297 nucleotides. RefSeq lists its product as uncharacterized. The record is from RefSeq and is a predicted model, not a curated record. NCBI's taxonomy places the organism in Eukaryota, Metazoa, Cnidaria, Anthozoa, Scleractinia, Merulinidae.
AACGGAAAAUUUUUUUGCGAUUUGAAAUAAAUGUCAAGUAAAAUGAUAUAUGCCUGCUUGAAGGAGUUGAUUCUUGCCUCUUCUUUUUUACUCAAUAUUUUAUGAGUAGGCGCAGCUUGUAAGACAUUGAAGAGGAAAAACACUCCCCACAUAACUAUAUUCACCGUGGUUUCGUUGCAUAUCAACACGAGGAAACGUUCUUACGCAUGCGCUAAAGCACCCGGUGUCAGGUGUAUCUGUGAACAAAUUAAUAAAUAUGCACUUUCCAUGAACCGCGAUAAAUAAUAUAUCAGACAGGUAUUAAGGUUUACUCAAUGGGCGAAACGUCCAUUGAAACAAUCGAGCCGAUCAAAUCGUGAACAAAGCAUUACUACAACGUGAAGAUACUUGAAACCGGCGACGACUUCGGCGCGAGCGAAGCAAAUGAACAAAACUUUACACGAAGAUAUCCUCAAGAAAGAAGACGAGAAAGACAAAUGGGUUGAGUACUGGGUAGUCUUGAGGAACGGUGUUUUGUACUUCUACGAUGAGCAGACGGAGUUGUGGCACGAGUAUUGCGACAAAAUCGAAAUCACAGCGAACGCUCGUUGUUCUGUUGUGAGGCGCAGGACAUACAGUCACCGCUUCAAGUUGGUCACCGAAGAAGGAACGUGGCUUCUUAAAUGCCACACGAACCUUCAAAGACAUCGCUGGAUGCAUGCGAUCGAUUUGGCGGUGAAGAAAAUUUCUUCCACGGCCACGGAACUCGCGCCGACGCCAGGAACGCCGCGUGGUUGUUACUACGAGAAGGAUUUGUUUGGAAGGAGUAUGCGAAGGGAAAUCAGGCGGCAAUGCGAGGCAGCGAGCGAAAACAAUAACAAUACCCUAGAAGAAUUAAGCCUGAAUUUGGAUUUAGAGAAAGGGGCCAAGCGGGAAAGACAGGCUUCGACGUGGAAAACGUCCAAGUUGAAGAAAAGCCCUCAGAAGGAUAAAGAAUCAUACGUCGCAUUUGAAUCACUGCUGUGCGGCGACCCUGAUCUUGGGAGUCCGGUGGAAAACUUGGCUUUUUCUGACGAGGAAGUUGGCGUGGACGGAAAUGCGAAGAUGCGAAGCAUUCGUUCGGCCCCAGUAGCGAAAUUAAUUUGUGUUGAAAGUGCUAGUAAGUCAAAAUAAGACUAUAAAUUUGUGAAAAUUUUAUGGCGCGAAAACUAUCGACCAAAAACUAUCUGUAAAUGAUGAUUUUCAUCUAGCUAAGCUAUUUCUUGCCUUAUUUAAAAUUGAACCAUUUAUUCCUAAGUGUCAAGAACGAUAGCUUGUGGCUACUAGUUUGUAUUCCAAAGUUGAAUAUGAAAACAAGUUUGGCAAAUAACGACUUGGCAAACUGUAGAUGCUUUUAAAUGAAACUGUCCGCUCUGAAACGACAAUAUCAUCGCCUUCAUGAAUUUCCGACGUCGCCUUUCUCGAUUCAGACAAUUAGAAAGAAUGGCAGGAAACGUUUUGGCAUGAGGUUCAAAGAAAUUGAAAUUACCUUAUUCAGUCGCUUUCCGCUGACAGACGUCUAUUAAAAGCGAACAAAAGGAUUCACCUUGUUUCAUAGUUUUAUUUCUUUGGACGAAGUCGGAAUUUCUUUGAAGAAAUGAGAUUUUGAUGUUGAAUUCAAUCGCAAAAGGAAGUUUUUAAUCUUUUCGUUAAGACCCAGCCAAACAUUUUUCUAAAAAUAAAUUGGGAAAGGAAAAAUAAAACAAAGUGCAAGUUUAAUUUGUGUAAAUUUGCGUUACUUGCCGCAGAUGGUAUUGGAAACACCUGUCAUGGCCUUAUUACCAUGGAAAGACUACUUUCUGUUGCAAGAAAGCAAAAUUACUUUUAAAUCGGUGAUAUAAAAGCGCGAAGGAAGCGAAGGAAGAGAAGAUAUCCGUUGAAGCUGCGGCAGAAAAUUAGAAACCUUCCAAAAUUUAAAUGUUUAAUUGUCAAAGGUAGUUUUUGCCUCGGGAAAAAUGGCUUGGGUAAAUGCAAAUGAAGUGAGGAAGUUCAUUUGGCCAAACAUUUUACUUGAUAUUCUUUAAUGAAGUAGCAAGGCAACAAAUUCGAUUCUUGGCCGCUAAAAAUAUAUUGCUUAAUAAAUAAAGCAAGGUUUUAUUAAAUCGAAAAAUAAAUAAUGUAUGUCAGGCGACGCUUGAUUUUUGGAGUAAUUAUAUCUAAACAAGUUGAAAAUAUUUUAUUACAUUUUUUAAACCAAUCGAUUCCAAUAUGUCAAUGUAAGGAAAUAGAAAUUAUCUUUUACUUGUUAUUGCUUUUUGUACGUGUUUGUGAGUAUUUGAGAGAAGAUCCUGAUUUGUUUCCGCAUUUUAAUUUGACAGAAAUGACGCCAAAUUAGGUAUUGCAAGUCGUCGUGCGGUGUUGUAGGACGUGAUUUCUGUCGUAAAGUUAAAAAAAGUCGCGCGUAUCAAACAACUGUGAUAUUACCACAAGGAAAGUAUCCCAUACGACAAAAUUUGGACGCUUUCUGAAAAUUUCGUGAUCACGUAAGUCCUUCAAAAUGAUUUGAACUCAAUUACAGAACGCUUCUUACGAUAUAUAUGUCAUAUUUCGUUGCCUUUGCCGUUGAAGUGAAGUAAGCGACAGAACAUUAACGUCGGCACACGUUAGAAGACAUGUUGUUAGUAUUUGUUGCAACGACAGUUUUCCUGAUGUGGCAAGCCCGUUUUUGUGAAAAAGUUCGGCUGCGGGGACAAAAUGUUAUCCCCGCAACAUGUUGCAUGAAGUUCAGCUAGUUCGAAUUCGUGCGUCGAUCAUGAAGCAGGGACAAAAUGUAGCCUCGGCAAUUUUCAUGUCGCAUUUGUCGUUUGCACUGCUUUUGCAAACUGUCCCCCAAUAUCCGAUUUCAUACUGUCCCUGUAAUAGCAUGCGUCCCAUGCGUACACACGAAGGGGCUUGUUCCGCCUUUAAGUUCCCGUGACAUGUCACGUUGUGUACGUAUGUGUGCCGACCUUUAUGGUGUAAGACAAAGACGGGGAAAUACACCAUACCGUAAUAUAUAGCGCAUUUGUGCCUUUGGAGUCAUGGAUAAAAACACAGGUGCUGAUUGGUAAAUGUGAACAUUGCAUCUGAAUUUUAUCUCUUUCGACAAAAUCGAGUUGUUUUAAUUGAAAAGGUUUGCCGGGCGACCUUAAACAAGUUGAAAUUAAUGGAGACCUCUGUAGAUGCAAUUUUCGCUCAACCAUGAUCUCGCAGUUGUACGAGAAAAAUUGAGGAGAUAGAAUUCCGGACACUAUCAAACCUUCGAGAGAGAAAAUACACAGUCUCGUUUCUUGGGCUAGA